Engraulis encrasicolus (European anchovy) is the source of this 9331-nucleotide messenger RNA. Its product is annotated as myosin-7-like. Gene Ontology annotation, biological process: sarcomere organization; cardiac muscle contraction; adult heart development. Gene Ontology annotation, molecular function: microfilament motor activity; ATP binding; actin filament binding. The record is from RefSeq and is a predicted model, not a curated record. The coding region runs from base 1875 to 7709 and encodes 1944 amino acids. NCBI's taxonomy places the organism in Eukaryota, Metazoa, Chordata, Actinopteri, Clupeiformes, Engraulidae. The transcript has 37 exons. Gene Ontology annotation, cellular component: myosin filament; myosin II complex; cytoplasm.
ACUAUAUUUCCCAAAUGUGUUUAUUUAUUUUUACACAUUUGAAUGAAUACACCACUUCCAAACACACUUUUUAAAACGUGAAAAGAAAAAACUUAUUCCACUGUUAUCACUCCCACUUGACAUCACACACACACACGCACGCACGCACACACACAAACACACAUCAGAGUUAAUAACCCAUUGAAUUUCACAUCUGCAACCUUUACACAUUCAUACUAUAUUACUGAUGACAAAAAAUGGACAAAAAAAUACAGAGACAAAACUGUAUAUCCCAAAACUUAUUUCAUUUAUUUUUAUAUACAGAUUCAUGUUAGCUGUGCAUCUUGAUGAAUAUACGACUUUCAAACACUUUUUAAUACAAGAAAAGAAAAAGCAACUUAUUCGACUGUUAUAUUGCUUUUAUAUGAUUUCUGUUUGCCUGGCCUAAAGAUGUCUUUUUAGCAAAUCACAUGCAUGCACACACACGUGCUCGCACAGACAGACAGACAGACACACACACACACACUACUUUUGCAUUAAACACUGCAAUACAUACCUUCCACCUUGGCAGAGCACCAUGACGCAAUUAACAUGAAAUUUGUGGGAAGUGUAAAGAAUGUCCCCACUUCAACUGACAGCCCUCCUAAUCUACUUAAUUGUACAGAUAUGAGACGAGGGAGAGUAGGAGCGUUUUGUACAGUACAAUACUGAUAGUGGUGAUAUGAUAUGCUUAAUAUAGGUAAUGACAGACGCCCUUGUGCAUAAAUCAUCUGUGCAUUUCUUUUACUUUGAUUAUCGUUCACAUGAUACUUUUUGUUGUGGUAGAUACCUCACUCCCAAUGGAAUGCUGAAAUCCCAGUGCAGGUGUGAGCCCAGCUAAUCCCACAGCAGCCCUCAACACAAGUCGUUUUCCUGGUUGAGCCUCACGCUGGCAUGAUCCAUGGAAUAACCACAGUUACAACCAACCACAUCACCCCAGAUCACCCCACCCCACCCCAACCUCUCCUGCCUCUGCCAAAAUCAGACAAUGACUGUACCGAUGCAUUCAAUUCCAUCAUCCCAUAUUUAGAAUUCCGGCUAUCUUUAUAAAGGAAAGGACGAGGACUGUGGAGACAGUGGGUUUUCAAAUCAAGUCAUCCAAAGGUAAGCCACAAAAAUAUCUACUUCGCCUUCUAUUUUAUUUUGAAGAAUGAUUAGCACUGAACCGUUUGUCAUGUCAGUGAUAUUGACAAAAAUAGAAAUCGGUCAAAUGUAACAUAAAGAUUCACAUCAUUUUUUUCACAAUAUGUAUAUGACAAAAAGCCCAGUUUCUGUUAAAUUACCCACGUCAUUAGUCAAUGUUCUGUUAUUUUAAAGUAAUAUCCAAGUGUUUUGAGUAGAUAUGUAUUAACACAUGCUUAAUGUUACUUAGUAUAGUGGGUGAUAAUAAUAAUAAUAUUAAUAAUAAAAAUAGUAAUAAUAAUAAUAAUAUAACUUUUAGAUUUCAAAUUUUAAUUAAUUUAUCAUACACUUUAUGAGAUAUGUGGAAAGUUUCCAGACUGGAAACAAAGUAUGGAUCUGCAUGAGGAAUUGGCCUGACAUUAAUCAAAAAAGUCCACUAGGAAUGAACAUGGUCCCAAAAAAUGCUAAGUAAAGAAGUAAACCCUAUAUUGAGCAGGUUUAUAGCUGUGAGGUUGGUUAUUUAUGGGAUUACUUUUCGAGAAAAGAAAAGAUUUAUAUGAUAACUUGACAAUAUGAUUUUGUGACUAUACUCUUUAACUCUUCCAGGCGUUAACUCAUAAUUGAUCAACUCCUUAUGUAUGAGCUUCAUCAAAUAUAUUGUUCUUUCUUUUCAUUCAUUUUAUCCAUACUAGGAUUAAGAAGUACAAGGAUUUGUUUUGUUAUGGGUGGUUUUAAUGACUAACUUCUCUUCAAGCCAAACCAUGGGGGACGCUGCGAUGAAGGAGUUUGGGGCGGCGGCUUCGUACCUGAGGAAGUCCGAUAAGGAGCGCCUCGAGGCCCAAACUCGCCCCUUUGAUAUGAAAAAGGAGUGCUUUGUGCCUGACCCUGAAGAUGAGUAUGUGAAGGGAACUAUAGUGAGUCGGGAGGGAGACAAUGUCACCUGUGACACUGAGAAAGGAAAGACUAUCACUGUGAAGGAGGUUGAUGUACACCCCCAGAACCCGCCAAAGUUUGAUAAAAUUGAGGACAUGGCGAUGUUCACCUUCCUGCAUGAGCCUGCUGUGCUGUUUAACCUCAAAGAGCGUUAUGCAGCCUGGAUGAUCUACACCUACUCUGGGUUGUUCUGUGUCACUGUCAACCCAUACAAGUGGCUGCCAGUGUACAACCAGGAAGUUGUUGUUGCCUACAGAGGCAAGAAGAGGACUGAAGCUCCUCCGCAUAUCUAUUCCAUCUCUGACAAUGCUUACCAAUACAUGCUGUCAGAUCGAGAGAAUCAGUCAAUCCUGAUCACUGGAGAAUCUGGGGCAGGGAAGACUGUGAACACCAAGAGAGUUAUUCAGUAUUUUGCCAGCAUUGCUGCAGGAGGCGUCAAGAAGGAUCAAAAAAAUGACAAAAAGGGAACCCUGGAGGAUCAAAUCAUCCAGUGUAACCCUGCACUGGAGGCCUUUGGCAACGCAAAGACCAUCAGGAAUGACAACUCAUCCAGAUUUGGGAAAUUCAUCAGGAUCCAUUUUGCUGCAAGUGGCAAGCUGGCUUCUGCAGACAUUGAGACCUAUCUACUGGAGAAGUCUCGGGUGACUUUCCAGCUUAAGGCUGAGAGAGAUUACCACAUCUUCUACCAGAUCCUAUCUCAGAAGAAACCUGAGCUACUAGAGAUGCUGCUCAUCACUGCCAACCCCUACGACUAUGCCUUCAUCUCCCAAGGAGAGACAACUGUUCAAUCGAUUAACGAUGGUGAUGAACUGAUGGCUACUGAUGAAGCAUUUGAUGUACUGGGCUUCACUCAAGAGGAGAAAAACAGCAUUUACAAGAUGGUCGGUGCCAUCAUGCACUAUGGCAACAUGAAGUUCAAGCAGAAGCAGAGAGAGGAGCAGGCAGAGGCUGAUGGAACUGAGGAUGCAGACAAAUCUGCGUUUCUGAUGGGCCUGAACUCUGCUGACCUCAUCAAGGCUUUGUGUCACCCAAGGGUCAAAGUAGGAAACGAGUGGGUCACCAAGGGACAAAAUGAACAACAGGUAUAUUAUGCCAUGGGUGCACUAGCAAAAGCAGUGUAUGAGAAGAUGUUCCUUUGGAUGGUGGUGAGAAUCAACCAGUCAUUGGACACCAAACAACCUCGGCAGUACUUCAUUGGUGUGCUGGAUAUUGCUGGAUUUGAGAUUUUUGAUUUCAACACCUUUGAGCAAAUGUGCAUCAACUUUACUAAUGAGAAGCUGCAGCAAUUCUUCAACCACCACAUGUUUGUGCUGGAACAAGAGGAGUACAAGAAGGAGGGGAUUGAGUGGACGUUCAUUGACUUUGGGAUGGACUUACAAGCCUGCAUUGAUCUCAUUGAAAAGCCCAUGGGAAUCAUGUCCAUCCUUGAAGAGGAGUGCAUGUUCCCCAAGGCCAGUGAUGCCACCUUUAAAGCCAAGCUCUAUGACAACCACUUGGGGAAAUCCAACAAUUUCCAGAAGCCAAGAAUUGUCAAGGGGAAACCAGAGGGCCAUUUCUCCCUGGUUCACUAUGCUGGCACUGUUGACUACAACAUCAAUAACUGGCUCACGAAAAAUAAAGAUCCUCUCAAUGAGACAGUAGUUGGUUUAUAUCAAAAAUCUUCAGUAAAGCUACUGUCCAAUCUUUUUGUCAACUAUGCAGGAGCUGACUCUGCAGUGGAUGCCAAGGGGAAGGAGAAGAAGAAAAAAGGCUCUUCUUUUCAGACCGUUUCUGCCCUACACAGGGAGAACCUGAACAAACUAAUGACAAACCUGCGGUCAACUCACCCCCACUUUGUGCGCUGCAUCAUCCCCAAUGAGACCAAGACUCCUGGGGCCAUGUGCAAUCCAUUGGUCAUGCACCAGCUGCGCUGUAACGGUGUGCUGGAAGGCAUCAGAAUCUGCAGAAAGGGCUUCCCCAACAGGAUCCUGUAUGGAGAUUUCAAACAGAGAUACCGUAUCCUGAACCCUGCAGCAAUCCCUGAGGGACAGUUCCUUGACAGCAAAAAGAGUGCAGAAAAGCUUCUGGGUUCCCUGGACAUUGAUCACAACCAGUAUAGAUUUGGAUACACAAAGGUGUUCUUCAAAGCUGGUCUACUGGGUGUUCUUGAAGAAAUGAGAGAUGAUAGACUUGCACUUAUCAUGACUAGACUGCAGGCUAGAUCCAGAGGUGUUCUGGCUCGAAUAGCAUUCCAGAAGAUUCUUGAACGAAGGGAUGCUGUGCUUGUGAUCCAGUGGAAUAUCCGCGCAUUCAUGUCGGUCAAGAAUUGGCCCUGGAUGAGGAUGUUCUUCAAGAUCAAGCCCUUGCUGAGAUCAGCUGAAGCUGAGAAGGAGAUGGCCAACAUGAAGGAAGAAUUCCUUAAACUGAAGGAGGCCUAUGCUAAAUCUGAAGCCCGGAGAAAAGAACUGGAAGAAAAAACGGUUACUCUUCUCCAAGAGAAGAAUGAUCUGACGCUUCAAGUUCAGACGGAGCAAGACAAUCUUGGUGAUGCGGAAGAACGGUGUGAAGGUUUGAUCAAGAACAAGAUUCAGCUGGAGUCUAAAAUCAAAGAGCUGACUGAGAGACUUGAAGAUGAGGAGGAGAUGAGUUCAGAGCUGACUGCUAAGAAGAGGAAGUUAGAGGAUGAGUCUUCUGAGCUCAAGAAGGACAUUGAUGACUUGGAGCUCACUUUGGCUAAGGUGGAAAAGGAGAAACAUGCCACUGAGAACAAAGUUAAAAACUUGGUUGAGGAGAUGGCAGCUCUUGAUGAGACUAUUGCAAAGCUGACCAAGGAAAAAAAAGCUCUCCAAGAGGCUCACCAACAAACACUGGAUGACCUUCAGAGUGAGGAGGACAAAGUCAACACUCUGACCAAGGCCAAAGCCAAACUGGAGCAGCAAGUUGAUGAUCUAGAAGGGUCACUGGAGCAGGAAAAGAAACUGAGGAUGGACCUUGAGAGAAUAAAAAGGAAACUUGAGGGUGACCUAAAGUUGACCCAGGAAAAUGUGAUGGAUUUAGAAAAUGAUAAACAGCAACUGGAAGAACGUCUGAAGAAGAAAGAUUUCGAAAUUAGCCAUCUGAAUAGUAAGAUUGAAGAUGAACAGAUCAUUGCCACACAGCUACAGAAGAAACUGAAGGAGCUACAGGCUCGCAUUGAGGAGCUUGAGGAAGAACUGGAAGCUGAGCGAGCUGCCCGAGCCAAAGUGGAGAAGCAGCGAGCUGACCUGGCCAGAGAGCUGGAGGAGAUCAGUGAGAGGCUGGAGGAGGCUGGAGGUGCCACUGCAGCCCAGAUUGAAAUGAACAAGAAAAGGGAGGCUGAGUUCCAAAAGAUGCGCAGAGACCUUGAAGAGUCCACUUUGCAACAUGAGGCCGUUGCUGCCACACUGAGGAAGAAGCACGCAGAUAGCGUAGCUGACCUCGGUGAGCAGAUUGAUAACCUACAGAGAGUGAAGCAGAAGCUCGAGAAGGAGAAAAGUGAGCUCCGCCUCGAACUGGAUGAUGUCAUCUCCAACAUGGAACAGACAGCUAAAGCCAAGAUAAACUUGGAAAAAUCGUGCAGAACCAUGGAAGAUCAGAUGAAUGAAUACAAGGUUAAAUAUGAAGAUGCUCACCGCAGUAUUAAUGACUUUUCCACACAAAAGGCCAAGCUACAAACUGAAAAUGGUGAGCUUUCCAGACAGCUUGAGGAGAGGGACUCUUUGGUAUCACAGCUGACCAGAAGCAAACAGUCCUACACACAGCAGAUUGAGGAUCUGAAGAGACAAUUGGAGGAGGAAGUGAAGGCCAAGAAUGCACUAGCCCAUGCAGUGCAGUCUUCCCGUCAUGACUGUGACCUCCUGAGAGAGCAAUAUGAGGAGGAGCAGGAGGCCAAGGCUGAGUUGCAGCGCUGUAUGUCCAAGGCCAACUGUGAGGUGGCUCAGUGGAGGACCAAGUACGAGACUGAUGCCAUCCAGAGGACUGAGGAGUUAGAAGACGCCAAGAAAAAGCUCACACAGCGUUUGCAAGAUGCAGAGGAAGCUGUGGAAGCUGUCAAUGCCAAAUGUUCCUCCCUGGAGAAAACUAAGCAUAGACUGCAGAAUGAGAUUGAAGAUCUCAUGGUUGAUGUGGAAAGAUCCAAUGCUCUUGCUGCCGCCCUGGACAAAAAACAAAGAAAUUUUGAUAAGGUCUUAGCUGAGUGGAAGCAGAAGUACGAGGAGUCCCAGGCUGAAUUAGAGAGCUCCCAGAAAGAGGCCAGAUCUCUUGGCACUGAUCUCUUUAAACUGAAGAACACGUAUGAGGAAUCUCUGGACCACUUGGAGACUAUGAAGAGGGAGAACAAAAAUCUACAAGAGGAAAUUUCAGAUCUCAGCGAGCAAGUUGGAGAAAGUGCAAAGAGCAUUCAUGAAUUAGAGAAAAUUCGAAAACAACUCGAGCAAGAAAAAGCAGAAAUACAGACAGCUCUGGAGGAAGCAGAGGCCUCACUUGAACAUGAAGAAGGUAAGAUUCUUAGAGCUCAGCUGGAAUUCAACCAGGUCAAAGCUGACAUGGAGCGUAAAAUUGCUGAGAAGGAUGAGGAAAUGGAGCAGGCUAAGAGGAACCAUCAGAGAACGGUGGACACCCUGCAGAGCUCCCUGGAGUCUGAGACUCGCAGCCGGAAUGAAGCUCUCAGGAUUAAGAAAAAGAUGGAGGGAGACCUCAAUGAGAUGGAGAUCCAACUUAGCCAAGCCAACAGGCAAGCAGCUGAGGCCCAGAAGCAGCUCAAGAGUCUGCAGGGACAUCUGAAGGAUGCCCAAAUACACCUGGAUGAGUCUCUCCGUGCUAAUGAUGAUCUCAAAGAGAACAUUGCCAUUGUGGAGAGACGCAACAACCUGAUGCAGGCUGAACUGGAUGAGCUGAGGUCUGCGUUGGAGCAGACAGAGAGAGGCCGGAAACUGGCUGAACAGGAGUUGCUGGACGUCAAUGAGAGGGUCCAGCUCUUACACUCCCAGAACACCGGCCUGGUGAACAACAAGAAGAAGCUGGAGAAUGAUGUGAAUCAGCUACAGACUGAGGUGGAGGAGGCUGUUCAAGAGUGCAGGAAUGCUGAGGAGAAAGCCAAGAAGGCCAUCACUGAUGCAGCCAUGAUGGCAGAGGAGCUGAAGAAGGAGCAGGACACCAGUGCUCACCUGGAGCGCAUGAAGAAGAACAUGGAGCAAACCAUCAAGGACCUGCAGCACCGCCUGGAUGAAGCUGAGCAAAUCGCCAUGAAGGGUGGCAAGAAGCAAAUUCAGAAGUUGGAGGCCAAGGUGAGAGAACUUGAAAAUGAAUUGGAAACGGAGCAGAAAAAAUGCAGUGAGUCUAUGAAAGGAAUCCGGAAACAUGAAAGGAAAAUCAAGGAACUUACUUACCAGACUGAAGAGGACCGGAAGAAUUUGGCUCGUCUGCAGGAUCUUGUGGACAAGUUGCAGCUGAAAGUGAAGUCCUUCAAGAGGGCAACAGAAGAGGCUGAGGAGCAGGCCAAUGGCAACUUGACCAAGUUCCGUAAGCUGCAGCAUGAGCUGGAUGAGGCUGAGGAGAGAGCUGACAUAGCUGAGUCUCAGGUCAACAAGAUGAGAGCCAAGAGUCGUGAUAUAGGUGCCAAGAAGGGGCAUGAAGAGUGAAGCUCUGUCAUGGACUUUUCUGAAUCCUGAUUGCUCUACUUUUGAGCUUUCCUUUGUAUCCCAUAUACCGUGCUGUAGCUUAAUAGAAUAAAGUAAGACUGCAAAUCUGUGCUUUAUUUCUGUUCUUUCAUCUUAAAUAUAAUUUCCUGAGUUUAAAGGUGGUAAGUAAAAGUAAAAACAAGACAUGUUUCAGGACAACAUGAUCUCCAAAAUUUCCGUGCUCCUGGACACGGAUGUUAAUGACACGAAAUCCGUGUCCAGGAGCAUGGAUUUUGCCAAAAUUCCGUGCUCAUGGACACGGAAUUAUUUUCCGUGGUGGACACAUGGAAGUGCUCUCUCUACACUCGCACAGCUCUAUGUUUCCACAGUCUUGUGUUUUCUCAGGAUUUUUCUAAUUUCAAAUAUUUUUUUCUCAAAAAAACAUUUCUUACUGGCAGGUUAGGGUUAGGGAUUGUUUUGGUCUGGGCACAGCUAGUAUUUCAUUCAUUAUAUGAAUUUGAUAGCCUAUCAACCAACUGGAAAAGGUAUUUCUCAAAAAUAUGUCUUUAAUGACAGGUUAAGGUUAGGGAAUGUUUUGGUCAGGGCACAACUUAAAUUGCUGUAGCAUUAUUUUGUUUCGGAUUAGCAUUUGGUAUGUAUUUUCUAAUGAUAGAGUUAACACAGUGCUGUGGGAAUAUAGAGAGCACUUCUGUGUGUCCAUCACGGAAAACAAUUCCGUGUCCAGGAGCACGGAAUUUUGGCAAAAUCCGUGCUUCUGGACACGGAUUUAGUGUCCUUAAUAUCCCUGUCCAGGAGCACAGAAAUUUUGGAGAUCAGGCUGUUCAGGAGUAGACAUGAGUGGAGAAAGAAUCAGAUUUGAUUUUUUUUGAGGCAGACUCACAUAUAGACAUGUUUUAAAUACAUACUGUAUUAUGUUACUAAUUGGAAAAGUAGAUCUCAGAACAAACAUAACAACCUGAGAAGAAAUGGAGUACAGGGGUACAAGGGGAUAUCUGCUUAAUCAGGAUGGAUAUUACUAGUCUAGCUCUCACCGACGGUGCGAUUGUGUACACAAACUACCGUCUGGUAGCACUGCCGUUAACAUGCUCUUCGCGAGUCAGAAAAUAAAUGGUACAUUCAUUGCAACUCACCACCAACAAAUUCCUCCAAAAACAUUUUCUAUUCAUCUCUAAAGAGUCAACAUAGUAUAGAAUCUGUCCUGUGACUCAUCAAUGCCAGCUGCCGUUAAUAUUUAAACAAUAAAUGCUCCGUUCAUUUUCUACUCGAGAAGAGCAUGUUAAUGGCAGCGCUACCAAACGGUACUGUCUGUAGCUCCGCUCCACAAUGGUGCUCCGGAGUUACACACACACACACACCGUCGGUGAGAACCAGUCUAGGAUAUUACUAGUAUGUGCACCAACACAAAUCUUUGGGGAUAUGACAUUAUCAUUAUAUUAAAUAUUGAUAAAAGCCAGGAAGUCAUAGGAUGAACAAAACGUUCUCAGAAUUGCACAUUUGUGAAAUGUAGCUGUUAACUAUUAUGUUUGCUGCAUUUUGAAGUUGUCUCGUCAAAUCUGAUACUAAGUAAUUUAUUUUCUCUUUGUUAUGAUUCAUGAAACAACACUUGCAUUUGUCAUGGAAAA